AUGACCAACCCAAUAACAACCUACGGCUUAACUUCUGUCCCAGCCUCUCCAUCAGUUCUCCUCACUUCCUACCCCGGCCCACCCCAACACCCAACCGCCCUCCCCAUAACCGCUCUCCCAAUCCCCUCAACCCCACUAGCAACCCGCAUAAACGCCUACGCCUUAUCCAACCUCACCCCACAGACCUACAAUCAUUCCAGACGGGUGUAUCAUUACGGCCUUGCGAUAAAGAACCACCGGUUUCCGGAGUGGGAGUUCUCAGAUGAGACGUAUUUCUGCGCGUGCAUGUUGCAUGAUAUCGGGGCUAUGGAGAAAAAUUUGACUUCUACGAGGCUGAGCUUUGAGUUUGCGGGGGGAAUACUAGCGUUGAGAGUUUUGCAGGAUGUUAAUGCUGAUGGGGACGUGGACGUGGAUUCGACGACGGGCUUGGAUGGUGCAGAUGCAGAUGGGGAUAUCGAUGCAGAGGAGCGGAUGCAUAAAGGACAGGAAAUAGCACCACAGGAUCAAGCAGAGAGCAUCGCAGAGGCAAUCAUGAGACAUCAGGAUCUAUGCUCACAAGGAAGAAUCACUGCGUUGGGACAAUUGCUCCAGUUGGCUACUGUCCUGGAUAACACCGGCGCCCACGAGUCCCUCAUCCACCCCUCUACUAUCGAAGAUAUCGCGAAGCUCUUCCCGCGGAUGAAAUGGAGUUCGUGCUUUGUUGGUAUUAUUAAACGGGAGAUCAGUCUGAAGCCUUGGGCGCAUAGUACGGUCCUGGGGGAGGAGGAAUUUCCGAAGAAGAUAUUGGAGAAUACGCUUAUGGCGCCAUAUGAGUAG
This is a messenger RNA of Aspergillus chevalieri, 816 nucleotides long. Its product is annotated as putative urea hydro-lyase/cyanamide hydratase. Lineage: Eukaryota; Fungi; Ascomycota; Eurotiomycetes; Eurotiales; Aspergillaceae. The transcript has 2 exons. The coding region runs from base 1 to 816 and encodes 271 amino acids. The record is from RefSeq and is a predicted model, not a curated record.